CAUGGCUUAUUAAGCAAGUCCUACAAGAUUCACAUGUUUAUAGAUUGAAAUACAGACUUAUUUUGUCUGCUAAAGAGAUUUACUUUAUUAAAAUAAUAAUUCUAGCCGAGCGAUUGCAUAAUCUCUCAGAUCAGGUCUGUGUCUUACUGUCAAUCACAUCAGAAAUUGCAGUAAUCUUAAAUCUUAUUGGACCAUCAAAGUUCAUCUUUCAACUAUUAUUUUUUUUUCCAUCUUUCUUUUCUCUUUACAAAAAAAAAAAAAUGUCAAACGACGAGAAGAAGUAUGAUAAAAUUCUAGUAAAGAACUUGGUGUUGAAGAAUAUUGCUGGAGUUGAAGCAUGGCAAAGACUGAAAGAACAGCCUGUAGUAAUUACUGUUGCCUUAUAUACAGACAUUUCUGCCGCGGGAAAUACCGAUCAUGUCACAAACACGAUCCAUUACGGCCAUGUCACCAAGGCGAUUACCAAACUGAGUGAAAAGACAUCGUUCCAGUCACUUGAAGAACUAGCAUACGCUAUUGUCAAGCUAUGCUGUGUUCAAUUUGGUGCUGCAAGAACACAAGUGACGGUAGAGCAACCCAAGGCCUUGCUACACGCUGCUGCUUCGGGAGUAAAGCUCACACGAGCACGCGAAGACUUUGAACAGGACGAUUUGACUGGAGCUGUCUCUGGACUAGGAGUAGAGGAUGAGAUGUUUGUACGAGAUCUGCGUCUGCACACGAUUGUUGGUGUCAACCCUUGGGAACGCGAGGAGAAGCAGGUCGUAAUUGUCAAUUUGCAAGUGUAUCCUUCUGCUAUACCUUAUGAUAAGGUGUUUGAAAAGGAAAACAAGUCAUAUAACCUUCGUACCAUCGUCCGUACUCUCACGCGUCAUAUCGAAGAUUCAGGCUACAAGACGAUCGAGGCAUUGGCCGUGACUUUGGCUCGACUUGCCCUUGAGAAAUGCCACGUCAACAAGAUUACCGUGCGAGUGGAGAAGCCGAGCGCGAUUCUGUUUGCUGAUUGCUCGGGCCUUGAGGUGACUCGUGAUCGUGUCUGGUUGAAGCAAGUAUUGGAACAAGAAGAAAAGGCGGGCAGGAAGUUUAUACAUCAUAUUGAUCGACUAAGAUACAAAAAGGAAGUACCUGUCAAUUGCAACCAGACUGCCUAUAUCGCUCUUGGCUCCAAUAUGGGCGAUCGUGUGGGAAAUAUAAAUACUGCCUUGCUACAGUUGGAAAAGGACGGACAGAGUGUAGUGCUCGAUACAAGCUAUCUAUAUGAAACACCGCCCAUGUACCAUACGGAUCAACCCGCAUUCCUGAACGCCGUCUGCAAGAUCGCGACCUGUUUAGAACCUCAUGCUCUGCUUGAUAAAUUAAAAGGGAUUGAACAAGAUCUAGGCCGUCAGCCAACCUUCAGAAAUGGCCCUCGGCCGAUCGACUUGGAUAUCCUAUUCUAUAAUGAUCUCGUGAUGAGCGAUGAGCGACUGACCAUUCCUCAUGCCUCUAUUCAAGAACGCGAAUUCGUUCUUUGGCCACUAUGUGAUAUUGCCAGGGACAUGGAGCAUCCACGACUAUUCAAGACGAACGGACAGCUGCUGUCACAGCUUUUGAAGAUGUCUGCCGAGACAAAAGAUGGACCUGCUAAGCUGGACAAGGUGAUACCUAUCCAAGACCAAAAACUAUGGAAAUGGGACGAAAAGACAUACAUCAUGGGUAUUCUUAAUGCCACACCCGACAGCUUCUCAGACGGCGGUAGUUACACCGAUCUCGACGCAGGUGUAGCUGCAGCAUGGCGUAUGAAGGAAGAAGGUGCAGAUAUGAUUGAUAUCGGUGGUAUGUCGACACGUCCAGGAGCAGACGAUACAUUUCCUGAAGAAGAAGAAAUACGCCGUGUGGUGCCUUUGAUCAAGGCCCUGCGUCAAUCUGGCUUUGACUUGCCAAUCUCCAUCGACACCUUCCGUGCCUCGGUGGCCAAAGCUGCUCUGGAGGCAGGCGCCAGCAUGAUCAACGAUAUCUCAGGCGGCUCGAGAGAUCCUCAGAUGCUCAAACUCAUGGCCGAUGCACAAGUCCCCGUUUGCUUGAUGCACAUGCGCGGUGAUGCACAAACCAUGAUGUCAGAAGCCAACACGACUUAUGAGAACAACGAUGUUUUGGAUGAAGUGGCUCAUGUUCUUCAUGCCUUGGUCGAACGAGCUGUGGCUGCAGGUGUGCAUCGUUGGAAUAUCAUCAUUGACCCAGGUAUCGGGUUUGCCAAGACGCCUAGUCAGGACUUUGAAUUGCUCAGACACUUGGAAGAAAUGUCUAAAAAUCCAGAAUCACUUCUUAGGGGGCUGCCUUUGCUGAUGGGUAUCAGUCGUAAAAAGUUCAUUGGACAGGUCACAGGUGUGAAGGAAGCAAGUCAAAGGACAUUUGGUACAGCAGCUGCCGUGGCUGCCUCAGUCGCUGGUGGUGCCAACAUCAUUCGUGUGCAUGAUGUGAGGCCGAUGUGGGAAGUUAUUCAAGUGUGUGACACGGUCUGGAAACGCAAGUAAAAAAAAAAAGUAUAUAACUGGUCAUCUUUGUAUAUUUUAAGAAAUAAUUCAACAAUGUAAUAAUAAAUCGCAUGCUUUGAUCGACACAAGUCAUUACAAUGAGAGUAGUAUGAUAAACAAGGGGGGAUGUAUGUAUAAAGUAAGAUUGACGAUAAGAAAAAGAGAGAAGGAGAGAGAGACCCUUCUAAUUAGCGGUGUGCUAUAAAUAGUACUCUCCAUUUAAAGAAGAAGCAAAACAAUAAACAAACAAAUAAGGAGCAAAUAUUCAUAGCUUCUUGAAGCUAUUUAGAUUGUAUAAAAUCAAAUAUCAAUUAUAAAAGACUACAUGUAGCAUCUAAUUCAGCACUUACUGAUGACAAACACAGUAAAUUACAAAAA
Rhizopus microsporus ATCC 52813 is the source of this 2888-nucleotide messenger RNA. Its product is annotated as Dihydropteroate synthase. Gene Ontology annotation, cellular component: mitochondrial envelope. Bases 261 to 2510 code for a protein of 749 amino acids. The record is from RefSeq and is a predicted model, not a curated record. Lineage: Eukaryota; Fungi; Mucoromycota; Mucoromycetes; Mucorales; Rhizopodaceae. Gene Ontology annotation, molecular function: 2-amino-4-hydroxy-6-hydroxymethyldihydropteridine diphosphokinase activity; dihydroneopterin aldolase activity; dihydropteroate synthase activity. Gene Ontology annotation, biological process: tetrahydrofolate biosynthetic process. The transcript has a single exon.